GGAAAGUGAAGGUGAAUUUCAAUAUGGAAACUAUCGCAAGGAAGCUGAUGACUUGCGUGCUGUGGUGCUAAAUCUUUCGGAGAAAAAAUUCAAAAUUUGUGCUAUUAGCGGGCAUAGUAAAGGCGGAAAUGUGGUGCUUCUUUAUGCAUCUAUGCAUAAUGAUGUCCCUGUCAUCAUUAAUCUUUCUGGACGCUUUGCAUUGGAAAGAGGCAUUGAUGGACGCCUGGGGAAAGAAUUCAUGCAAAGAAUAAAGAAAGAUGGCUUUAUUGAUGUCAAGGAUAGAACAGGUGAUUCCGGGUUUCGAGUGACUGAAGAGAGCUUAAUGGAUCGUCUAACCACAGAUAUGCGUGCAGCAUGCCAUGCCAUUGAUAAAGAAUGCAGGGUCUUGACUAUACAUGGUUCAGCAGAUGAAAUUGUACCUUCAGAAGAUGCCUUUGAGUUUGACAAACUCAUACCCAACCACAAGCUUCACAUCAUUGAAGGUGCUGACCAUUGCUAUACUGCACACCAAGAACAACUGGCUUCUCUUGUUCUAGACUUCAUAAAAUCUGCUCAGGUACUCUCAUUUAAAGUAACAAGGGAACCUGUAUCCUCCAGAUUAUAAGUCAAAACUCCAAAAUCUAUCUGUGUGUUGAUGUAGCUCGUCUAUUAUCAUAUUGACGCAGCUCAUUUUGGUCUGAUGGUCUUGAGUUCGAGUCUUGUAUAUGCGAUGUGUGUGAAUAUGAUGAUGAAGCAUUCCUUGUUAUAAUACCAAUUUGAAUUACAGGUCGUCGAAGCUACUGCCGCACGAGCGAUUUAAGCUAUUUCCGAGCUCAUUGCUGUUGCCUUAUCCUUCAAUUUGGCAAGCUGUUUGGCUUCAUGUGUAAUUUUCCAGUUGUACUGGAAGUAAGAAAAAUUUGCUUGUGCCUGUAGUUUUAUGGCGACUAAUUACAAUAACAGACAUCCUUUAAUAUGUUGGCUUUUUUUUUUUCUU
Messenger RNA from Dendrobium catenatum, 973 nucleotides. RefSeq lists its product as uncharacterized. The record is from RefSeq and is a predicted model, not a curated record. Lineage: Eukaryota; Viridiplantae; Streptophyta; Magnoliopsida; Asparagales; Orchidaceae.